Trifolium pratense (red clover) is the source of this 1871-nucleotide messenger RNA. Its product is annotated as putative UDP-glucuronate:xylan alpha-glucuronosyltransferase 4. Gene Ontology annotation, molecular function: glycosyltransferase activity. Bases 52 to 1749 code for a protein of 565 amino acids. NCBI's taxonomy places the organism in Eukaryota, Viridiplantae, Streptophyta, Magnoliopsida, Fabales, Fabaceae. Gene Ontology annotation, biological process: xylan biosynthetic process. The record is from RefSeq and is a predicted model, not a curated record. The transcript is spliced from 2 exons.
AAAAACUUCCACAAAUUAAUACAAAACUAUUUUAUUUUUUUUGGUAACUAUAUGGCUUCUAAGCCCUCUUCUCUUAUUUUUCUCAUUCUUGUGUUUGUCUCAAUAACUCUCACACUCUUUGUACUUUCAAUGAAGCCAAAAAGAGUCACCAACAACAUAUUCCAAUUGGACAAAAGAAAACCAACUUGGUUUAAUGUCAUAGAAAAAAACAUUGAUUACAAGAGGAUUAAGGUAGGUGUAGUUAAUAUUAAUCCAAGAUUGGAUUUUGAUGAUAUUAGUGUCUACGAACAACUAGAGGCACUUUAUCCACAAGUAGAGUAUGUGUCUAUUGAUUUUGAUCAUGUUGAUGAGAAUUUGAAAUGGAAAGACUUAUUCCCAACAUGGAUUGAUGAAGAUGAAAAAUAUGGUCAUCCAAAGUGCAUAGAUUUACCAAUGCCAAUUUGGGAGAGUUAUAGAGAUGUCAAUGUGAUAGUUGCAAAAGUUCCAUGUGGGAAAGGGAAUAAGGAUGUUUUUAUGUUGCAAGUUAAUUUAGUGGUGGCUAAUUUGGCUGUCGAAAGUGGAUGGGUUAUGGAAUUUGAUUCUUAUGAACCUGUUUAUGUUGUGUUUGUUGGAUCAUGUAGUCCUAUGGUUGAUAUUUUUAGAUGUGAUGAUUUAUUGUUUCAUGAAUCAAAUGAGUUUUGGGUGUAUAAGCCUGAUUUGGUGAGCCUUAGACAGAAAAUGCUUAUGCCUUUUGGUACUUGUCAACUUGCUCCAAGUUAUGCUGAAAAAGGUAACGAGGUGUGGAGAGUCUCUUAUAUAUCACAAUCACCAACAACAUUGAAAUACAAUUACACCAUACAUGUCCCAAAACUAGCUUAUGUGACAGUUCUUCACUCAUCGGAAGCUUAUGUUUGCGGCGCAAUAGCUCUAGCACAAAGCAUCCUUAGAACCAAUAAAAAUGACACUCUUCAAUUCAGCAACAUAAGUUACACAAGAGACCUAAUCCUCCUUGCGGACAAAUCAAUUGGUCACAAAUCCAUAAAGGGUCUAAAAUCCGCAGGAUGGAAGAUCAAACGCAUUCAACGAAUUGUAAAUCCGUUCGCUCAAAAGGGUACAUAUAACGAGUGGAACUAUAGCAAGCUACGUAUAUGGCAACUCACAAUGUAUGACAAAAUCAUCUUCCUAGAUUCAGAUCUUCUAGUCCUAAAAAACAUUGAUCAUUUCUUCUCGUACCCUCAAUUAUCGGCUGCACCUAAUGAUUUUACACUUUUCAAUUCGGGUUUAAUGGUCAUUGAGCCUUCGAUGUGCAUGUUUGAGGAGUUGAUGAACACGACUUUGAAUGUGAAAUCAUGUAAUGGAGGUGACCAAGGUUUUUUGAAUGAGGUAUUCACUUGGUGGCAUAGGUUGCCAACAAAGGUUAACUAUUUAAAAAGUUUUGAAGUGAAUAAUAACAAUAAUAAUAAUGAGGUUAUCCUAGAGGAUUUAUAUGUGAUGCGUUACUUGGGUUUGAAGCCAUGGAUGUGUUAUAGAGAUUAUGAUUGUAAUUGGGAUAUGAAGGAACUACAUGUUUUUGCAAGUGAUUUGGCUCACAAAAUGUGGUGGAAGGUUUAUGAUACUAUGCCACAAGAGUUGCAAGGUUAUUGUGGGCUUACACAAAAGAUGGAUGAUAGGAUAAUGCAAAGGAGAAAAAGAGCAAGAAAUGCUAAUUUGACAGAUGAGCAUUGGAACAUUGAGAUUAAGGAUCAUAGAAGAAAGCAUUAUCGAUCAUGAUCUGAAUUAGAACUUAGAAGCCUAAUUAUAUAGGGUCAUUUUAUGACCAAACUUGUUGUUUUUGGCAAGAAAUUUAACAUUGUGGUGAGAUAUUAAUGUAUUGCACACUUAUUUAAAGUUUU